This is a messenger RNA of Venturia canescens, 3629 nucleotides long. RefSeq names its product suppressor of white-apricot (gene su(w[a])). Gene Ontology annotation, biological process: RNA processing; mRNA 5'-splice site recognition. The record is from RefSeq and is a predicted model, not a curated record. Bases 1208 to 3442 code for a protein of 744 amino acids. Gene Ontology annotation, molecular function: RNA binding. The transcript has 7 exons. Lineage: Eukaryota; Metazoa; Arthropoda; Insecta; Hymenoptera; Ichneumonidae.
GGCGAUGAGGAGCCUCAGGAACUACUGGUGUUCGGAUACGGCUGCAAAUUAUUUCGGGACGAUGAGAAGGCGAAAAUGAUUGAUCAGGGGAAGCAUUUGAUACCGUGGAUGGGCGAUAGCACAUUGAAGAUAGACAGGUCCGUUUCUCUAACCUAGCAAAACCAAAAAAUUUCAAAAAUCACCUAAAAAUAUAAACCAAAUAAAAUAAUGAAUCGAAAGAAACCAACAGUUAUCGUCUUCUAGGAAUAAUUCAUAAGAUUUAUUUAUCUCUUGUAACGCUCAUUGGUUACGUUUGAAAACCACCAAGAGACAUGAGAGAAUCUUUGCAAAGUUAGAGGCUUCGCGCAGACGAGGAAAACAAACAAAUUGUGUGAUCUCGACGUGCGGGGGCGAUGAAGAACAAUAAAAUUUAAAAUCAAGAAAAAGAUUAUUUUCUUAAUGAACGUGCGAAUAACGAUUGAAAAAUAAAUGAAAAAAAUAAGAAACGUAUCACGCACGGAUAAGCAUUCUUGGAGACUGUUUAAGGUUUCUGCAGGUGUAUUGGUCAAUCGAGGUGUGACAGCGUGCGCCGUUAUGGCGUUACACAGUAAGAUGCUUGCGAGUGAAGUGGUGCUUGCCGCCGAGCGUCCCAGCAGCAAGGUGAGACACAGCGUAGAGAGACAAGUGGCAAGCCGGCGGUCGUAUCUAUUUUUGUUUGUUACGAUCGUGCGGCAUGGUAUGUAUUAGAGUCAAACGAAUGAACAAGACAAAAAGAUACAACAAAAAUGUAACUAUAACAAAAUUUAGACAAAAGAUUGAUUUCAAAUAAACAAAUGGCAAAAAAAAAUUUUUGGUCGAAACUGUUCUAAUAUACAUAUCUACUUUUGCUAGAAGAAAGUACUCGUCGAAAUAUUUAUAAUAUUUUCAUAAUUGUUCCACUAAGUGACCCUCCUUUUUGACUCUGAGCCAUCUGAAAAACAAUACUUUUUUGUUUUUUUUUUAUUACAUUCUCUUUUACAGGGAUCCCUGAGAGUUGGAAUUGUCUCAUUGAUUCUCUAUUUAUUUGCAGAUGGCCCGUGAGAGCAGUGAAUGAACUUAGAGAGGAAGCAAGCUUAUCUUGGCUGAAAAACUAAUUCAAACUUUAUGUGUCUAUAGAUACGAUGGACGCGGGGCACUGGCUGAUCUCAGAAGUCACGAACCUCCAUCCGGUGGAUAUGACCAGAGAACCAUGCUCACCGAGGAUGAAAUUCGGGUGGAACAACUUUGCGAUGACGAACGAUAUCAUUCGCUGCACAACAAUGAUGUUGAAGAAGCAUCUUAUCAUGAAGAAGAGAUAAAACGUUUGCAUCAAGCCCUCGGCUCCGAGAAUACGUAUGGUCAAGUCUCUUACAACUACAAUGAUGAUCAAGACAGCCAAAAGGCGCUUAGCGAAGAGACUCAAAGUCCAAAGCCAUCCGAUGGUUCGCAAGACGAUGAAGAUCAAGCAUUCGUCGUUCCGCCAGAGUUGGAAAUUCCAGAGGACAUGACUCUGCCUGAAACACAAAAGCUCAAUGCAAUUAUCUCAAAAACAGCAUUAUUCAUAAGUCGCCAAGGUGGUCAAAUGGAAAUUCUGAUCAAAGCGAAACAAGCAAACAAUCCACAGUUUUCGUUUCUCUCAAUCGAUGGAUCACUUCACCCAUAUUAUAGACUGGUACUUGAGGCUAUCAAAUCAGGGAAAUACAAUCCGGAAAAACAACCCGAGAAGGAGGAAUCCGUAGAAUCUGCCGAAGAAUCGGACGAAGAUGACGAGCCCUAUCUUCACCCAAGCCUUGCCUCGUCCCUCACCAAAGUUGAAGCGGCACCCAGUAUACCGAGUAUACAGUACAAACCGUCUGCUGACUGCGCUUAUUCCAUGCUGGUCAACAAGAUAACAGGGAAACCACCGCCGCUCCGUGUACCGCCGCCACUGCCACCAGAAGUGCCUGUUCAAACUGUACAAACUGCAUAUUAUCCUCCUUAUCCGACCGUCCAAACUUGCACACCUGUUUAUCCGCCCGCACCUCAGCAAUACUCUCAUGGCCCUGUAUUAUACGGUUCCGGUGGUCAGGCAAAAUCACCGCCUCGUGGAACGCCAACGGUAGCUUCGACGAACGAGGAAAAUCCGGGUACUCCGAUGAUCAAAGAGAGCGUAGUACCGCUGGUGCCAUACGGUCCAACCCCACCGAAGCCUCUGAGCCGUCCAUCUUUUAUUGUACCGCCAGCCGACGUACAGAUUAUAAUUGACAAAAUGGCAAGUUAUGUAGCGAAAAAUGGUCGGGACUUUGAAGCCAUAGUGAAGAACAAAGGAGAUCCGAGGUUCAAUUUCCUCGAAUUAUCUCAUCAAUAUCACGGCUAUUACGCUCACAAACUGACCAUAUACGAAGGUGCGGUUAAUCCGAAAGUUCUGACGGAAGAAGAAUUGCUGAGGAAGCAAGAACCUCAAGAGGAGAAGCAGAAAAAACUCGAGGAGCUGCAGAAGAAACAACAAAGAAUGGAGGAAGUUCAGAAGCGAGUUAAAAUGAUACAGGCGAAAAAGAAAACCGACGCGAGAGACGAGGGUGCAAACAAGCUGAUAACCACAGUUUCAUUUUCCAUUAAAAAACCCAAAGACGGUGACGCGCCAGUGAUCGAAAAACGUAGCGCGUUACCACUCGAGGAGAGUGACGAGGAGGUCGACGAGGAGAAAAAGGACAAUGGAUCGAAGACCGGUUCGCCGAAUGAAACGAACGAGGACAACAAUCGAGUGUUUAAAAUCGAGAAGGAAACGACCAAAGUCGAAAUACCUCAAAAAAACGAAGAGAAAGAACUCGUCGAUCUUACGGACGAUAUAUUCGAGGAUUGUCAAAAGGAAGUCCAUCACAAAGAAACGGAGGAGGAUCGCGUACGAGAGAAAACUGUGUUAGAAAAUAAAGAAAAACACGUUGGAACUUCCCGGGAACGACUAUUGCAGUUGGAGAGAAAGAAAAAAGCUGCUAUGUUCCUCAGUCAAAUCGUUCAACAAACACCAAUCGUACCAAUAGUUAAUAUGGAAACGAGAAUCGAAGACGACGACUCGGACGAAAUACAGUCGUUACCUUCACCUAGUCAUGAAGAUACGGAAACAUCCAGUUCUCGAAUCAACGCGGCUACUUCUCUCAUGAAUCGACUCAAGAGCGCCGAUCUCAGUGGUAAACGACCAAGACCCCAAUCGAGGAGUCGAAGCGGAAGUCGAGACAACCCUUCCGAUCGUCACAGGAGUCAUAAAAAGCAUAAAAAGAAAAAGACUGCUCACAGAAGCAGUCACGACAGUCCCAGCGGCUCACGUUCCCACAAAUCAAAGAAAAGCAAAAAAUCGGUAUCGAGGCAUCGUACGCGUUCGCGUUCACCAGGAAGGAGACACCAAUCCGAAGCAAAACGCUCGCGAGCCGGAAGCGACACGAGCAGUUCAAAUUCCAGUGAGCUUUGAAAAAAGAUAUCGGAGGAAUGAUUCAAUGCGUUAUGAUCAUGCGAGAUUGUACAUAUAUACAUAUAUACAUAUGAAUUAACGACUUGUCAUAAUCGCCGAUGGAUUUAAUACGAAGUUUCGAUCUCGAGCUACGAAAAAAAAUGAUCCAAUAAAUAACUACGGAAAGAAAAAAAUGUUAAAAAUCAAA